Molecule: messenger RNA, 1083 nt
Organism: Ostreobium quekettii
Lineage: Eukaryota; Viridiplantae; Chlorophyta; Ulvophyceae; Bryopsidales; Ostreobiaceae
Source: the annotation of a GenBank genome assembly
AUGAAGGCGCUGAUUCUGGUCGGCGGAUAUGGCACGAGGCUGCGGCCUCUGACGCUCAGCUGCCCCAAGCCGCUGGUGGAGUUUGCAAACAAGCCAAUGAUCAUCCACCAGAUCCAGGCGCUCAAGGAAGUUGGAUGCACGGAAGUGAUUCUGGCAAUUGCGUACCAGCCUGAGGUGAUGCUGGCGUUCAAGGAUGAGUGGGAGGCAAGGCUGGACAUCAAGAUCACCAUCUCACAGGAAAAUGAGCCUAUGGGUACAGCCGGUCCGUUGGCGCUGGCGCGUGACUUACUGGACGAUGGGUCCAAUGAGCAUUUCUUCGUCCUCAACAGUGACGUCAUCUGUGAGUUCCCCCUCAAUGACCUGCUGGAAUUUCAUAAGUCCAGGGGUGGGGAAGGCACUCUCCUUGUUACAAAGGUUGAAGAUCCAUCCCGGUAUGGAGUCGUUGUGACUGAGGCUGAUGGCAAGAUCAAUGCCUUCAUGGAAAAACCAAAGGAAUUCGUCAGCGAUAAAAUCAACGCUGGUAUCUACGUACUUAGUCCCAGGAUUCUGCGUCGGAUUGAGUUGCGCCCAACAUCGAUCGAGAGGGAAGUGUUUCCAGCCGUGGCUGCGGAUGGCCUGCUCUAUGCAAUGGUCUUGCAAGGGUACUGGAUGGACAUUGGUCAGCCAACCGACUUUCUCAAGGGCUUGAGCCUGCAUCUGGAGAGCAUGAACAUCCACAGUCAUGAUUCAUUGGCCAGCGGUCCCCAGUUCGUGGGAAAUGUCCUCAUGCACCCCUCUGCCAAAAUCGGUGAGGACUGUUUGAUCGGUCCCGACGUGGCCAUUGGCGAAGACUGCGAGAUAGGCGACGGUGUGCGGUUGAGUACUUGCGUGCUGAUGCGUGGAGUGAAGGUGAAAAAAUAUGCUAAAGUAGUGAACUCCAUUGUUGGUUGGCAUUCACGUAUUGGGGCAUGGAGCCGUGUCGAGAACAAGACCAUCCUUGGAGAGAAUGUUGGAGUGAAGGACGAGCUCUAUGUGAAUGGAGCCAUUGUGCUGCCGCACAAGGAUGUCAAAGAGUCCAUCCAGAAUCCCCAAAUUGUUCUGUAG